AUGUUGCCUACACCAAGGAGUAACAUUAGGACCGUUGCUAUCAUUGGAACCGGGGUCAUCGGUGCAAGCUGGACAGCUCUAUUACUCGCACGAGGGCUCAAGGUCCUUGUAACGGAUCCAGCUCCCGACGCAGAAAAGAAACUUGACGCAUAUUUAAAAGCACAAUGGCCGACUCUUACACAAAUGGGCCUCUCUGAAGGGGCUUCCCUUGCCAAUUAUAUGUUCGUGAAUUCGCUGGAUAACCACUUCCACGAAAUUGAUUUUAUACAAGAGGUACAGUACAGUCCCUGCAAGAAUGGCCCCGAGCGCGUGGAAUUCAAAAGCUCCCUAUUCGCAUACCUAGACGAAAACGCACGACCAGAUGUGAUAAUCGCGUCUUCAUCCUCUGGAAUCCCAUCUUCCGAAUAUGCGCUAGCGUGUCGCAACCACCCUGAACGGGUUUUGGUUGGACAUCCCUUUAAUCCACCGCACCUAAUUCCUUUGGUGGAGGUUGUACCACACGCGACAACAGAUAGAGAGAGCGUGGUUCCAAGAGCCAUGGAAUUCUAUAAGAGCUUAGGAAAGAAUCCCGUCCUUAUCCAGAAAGAGAUCCCGGGCUUCAUCGUGAACAGACUUCAAGCCGCCAUAUUGAUGGAGGCGUAUAGCUUAGUGGGAAGAGGUGUUAUCUCCGCUGCAGACUUGGAUACGGCAAUGACUUCUUCACUCGGCCUACGGUGGGCGCUCAACGGACCAUUCGCUCUGAAUGCCUUGGCGGGAGGCGGGAGCUUUCUCCAUUUCAUGGAGCACCUAGGCCCAGCUGCCAAAUCAUGGCAUGAUGACAUGCAAAAGCACACGUUUGAAAUGACACCCCAAGCAAUUGAGGAUUUGAAUAGGGUCGUUGAGCCUACGAUAGCAGCAACCGAUCUCGAUAUUCUCCAAAAGGAAAGGGAUGACGUUUUGUUGAGACUUAUGGAUUUGAAGGCGAAAUCGUCUUUAUUGAAGUAA
Messenger RNA from Aspergillus alliaceus, 984 nucleotides. RefSeq lists its product as uncharacterized. The coding region runs from base 1 to 984 and encodes 327 amino acids. NCBI's taxonomy places the organism in Eukaryota, Fungi, Ascomycota, Eurotiomycetes, Eurotiales, Aspergillaceae. The transcript has 3 exons. Gene Ontology annotation, biological process: fatty acid metabolic process. The record is from RefSeq and is a predicted model, not a curated record. Gene Ontology annotation, molecular function: oxidoreductase activity, acting on the CH-OH group of donors, NAD or NADP as acceptor; NAD+ binding.